AUGACGGGCAAGGGCAAGCAACCGGCAAAGAAGCGCAAGGGGCGUACAGAGCGUAGGUAUAAGAACAAGGGAUAUGAGAACAAGAAAAAGGUGUGA
Messenger RNA from Alternaria arborescens, 96 nucleotides. RefSeq lists its product as hypothetical. The transcript has a single exon. Lineage: Eukaryota; Fungi; Ascomycota; Dothideomycetes; Pleosporales; Pleosporaceae. The coding region runs from base 1 to 96 and encodes 31 amino acids. The record is from RefSeq and is a predicted model, not a curated record.